CAUUUUCCUAACGUCGCUCCUCCGUUAUCUUCUCUCUCUUCUUUCUCUCUCCUCUGCUAAUCUUCUUCUCCACAGUACUCACUUUUGUGUUCGGAUCACUUCGAUCUCGUCCUUUCCCAUAUUGGGUGCUCUCUCUCUUUCUCUCUCUGCUGCAUAAGACUUUAAAGAGUUUGCAGAAUCUUCAGCUGCCAUGGAAGAUGACAUCGUGGACUUGCCUCCGGGCUUCAGGUUCCACCCGACGGACGAGGAGAUCAUCACUCACUACCUCACCAAGAAGGUCCUCAACCCCAAUUUCUCUGCCUGCGCCAUUGGAGAGGCUGAUCUCAACAAGUGUGAGCCCUGGGAUUUGCCGAGGAAAGCGCAUAUGGGAGAGAAGGAGCGGUACUUCUUCAACCAGAAGGACCGGAAGUACCCGACGGGGAUGAGGACGAACCGGGCGACGGAGUCCGGCUACUGGAAGGCCACGGGCAAGGACAAGGAGAUAUACCGAGGGAAGAACACCUUGGUCGGCAUGAAGAAGACCCUUGUCUUCUACAAGGGAAGGGCUCCUAAGGGCGAGAAGACCAACUGGGUCCUGCACGAGUACCGCCUCGAGGGCAAAUUCUCCUACUACAAUCUCCCCAAGGCCUCAAAGGAUGAGUGGGUUGUGUCGAGGAUUUUCCACAAGAGCACGGGGAUCAAGAAGAUCAUGACCAGUCCGAUGUCGGGCCUGUUUCCGAUCGAUCCUUCCGGCGAAGACGAGCUGCUGGAUCCUUCUUCUUCUUCGCUCCCUCCUCUCAUGGACGACUCUUAUUUCUCAAGGCCGAGCGCCAGCUUUGCAAACAGCGAGAAUGGAUUCCCAGGCAUGACCAGCGCAUCUGUACCAAGAUCAGCCGACGGAAACUACGCCGACGAAUUCAACCGAUUACAAAGAAUCAACCCAAGCAAUACCAACUACCAAAUGGACCCUAGUGGCUCUGCAUUCAGCACGAUGCUCUCCGGGCAAGCGCCGGUCCCCAUCCCCUCGUUUCAAGGCCCGGCGGAUCCGGACUACUUCUUCGGGUUUGGCUACGGAGGUGGCAACGACAAUCAGGCGAUCAUCAGAGGGAUGGCAGCAAGCCAACACGAGACGCCGGGCCUGGAUAAGAUGAUGCUGAUCAAGGGGGAACAGUUCUCGGCAUCGAACAAUAGGUCUAUGGUCAGCCUCUCGCAGGACAUGGGGCUGAGCACCGACGCGAACGCCGAGAUAUCCUCGUCCGCCGUCUCGAAGCAAGAAGUCGGGAACUUCUCCGAUUAUCUCGAGUACACAUGGGAAUAGCAGCAGACAGCCCCAGCCACCAUAUACAUAUUUGAUUCACAGAUCUCCUGUUAGUCUCUUUGUUUCAUUAGGAAUCUUGGGCUAGAUGAUGAGUUGAUUGGAUUUGUAGUUUGUGUUGUACAGUUACAGAUUGAUGAAAAUUUCUGGACAUUCU
Rhodamnia argentea is the source of this 1451-nucleotide messenger RNA. RefSeq names its product NAC domain-containing protein 92-like. Gene Ontology annotation, biological process: regulation of DNA-templated transcription. Gene Ontology annotation, molecular function: DNA binding. NCBI's taxonomy places the organism in Eukaryota, Viridiplantae, Streptophyta, Magnoliopsida, Myrtales, Myrtaceae. Bases 191 to 1297 code for a protein of 368 amino acids. The record is from RefSeq and is a predicted model, not a curated record. The transcript is spliced from 3 exons.